Molecule: messenger RNA, 1614 nt
Organism: Andrographis paniculata
Lineage: Eukaryota; Viridiplantae; Streptophyta; Magnoliopsida; Lamiales; Acanthaceae
Product: NAC domain-containing protein 43-like
Exons: 3
Coding region: 273-1346 (357 amino acids)
Biological process (GO): regulation of DNA-templated transcription
Molecular function (GO): DNA binding
Source: RefSeq, a predicted model, not a curated record
UCAUCAUAUAUGUCCUCUAACCAUUAUUACCCUCACUUCACUUGUCCCUCCACGCCUUUCAUUUCAAUUCUGUCUUCUUUUCUUUUCUGUGAAAAAGGAAUUUGCCAAAAAAGCAAGGAUUUCUUCUUCUGCAUGGAAUAUUGGAACAUUUUCCCCUUCAAUUCAUUCCAAACAAAUUAUCAUCAGCCAUGACCAAUCUGUAAUUGAAUAUAUACAUUAUACAUACAUAUAUAUAUAUAGCAGAGAGAGAGAGAGGCAGAUUGAUUAUAAGGAUGAGAUUGUCAGUAAACGGUCAGUCGCAGGUGCCUCCAGGGUUUCGAUUUCAUCCCACGGAAGAAGAGCUUCUCAACUAUUACCUCAGGAAGAAAGUCGCCUGCGAGAAAAUCGAUCUUGACGUCAUCCAGGACGUCGAUCUCAACAAGCUCGAGCCCUGGGAUAUUCAAGAGAUAUGCAGAAUCGGGUCGACUCCCCAGAACGACUGGUACUUCUUCAGCCACAAGGACAAGAAGUAUCCGACGGGGACGCGGACCAACCGCGCGACGGCCGCCGGAUUCUGGAAGGCGACGGGCCGGGACAAGGUCAUAUACUGCAAUGGCCGGAGAAUCGGAAUGCGGAAAACCCUCGUCUUCUACAAGGGCCGAGCUCCACACGGCCAGAAAUCCGAUUGGAUCAUGCACGAAUACAGGCUCCUUGAUGAUGAUCUUCAUGACUCCACCACCGCUGCUCAUCGUGUUUCGAAUAUGUAUGGAGAUUUGUCGUCAGGGCAGGAAGAGGGGUGGGUGGUUUGCCGUGUCUUCAAGAAGAAAAACUUCCACAAAUCGUCGUCGGGGCAGGUCAUGAAUAAUAUAUAUGAUAAUAAUAAUAAUUCAUUAAUCCUGUCGGGAAACAAUGGAACAAUUCUGGAUCAGAUACUCUCUUACAUGGGAACAUCAUCGUCUUCCUGCUAUAAGCAAGAGGGAGAAUCCAACGGCGCGGAGUUUCCCAAUCCGACGGCUGAUAUUGAUCUUCCAGGUUUGGAAGGUUCUCAAUCUCCCGACAACAUCGUCGACGGCUCCUGCUUUAAAUGUUCGGAAUUAGAUCCGAUGAGGGGAAUCGGGCCCGACUGGGCUGAAAUGGACCGCCUGGUGGCUACUCAGCUCGAUGCAGGACAUGCUUCGAAGCAAUUUUCAGGCUUCAUUAAUGGAGAUUUUUCGUAUGCGUUUGACUGUGAUGAGGAAGGGCAGUUGGUGAGGGGUGAUGGACAGAUCAACGGUCAGAUUGUGUCCACGUGUGAUGAGGAUUUUUGGAGCUUCACACGGUCGUCGUCGUCGUCUUCUUCAGAUCCACUUUGUCACUUGUCUGCGUAGUACAGCAAUUAUAUAUAUAUAUGGUAAUACAUACAUACAUACAUACAUACUUGCUGCUAAAAGCUUGAAUAAAUAAAUAUAUACAUAUGAGAUAUGGAUAUAAAGGCACAGUGAUAAGUAUAUUUUGAUUUAUAAAAGUACUUUCUUCUGUAAGGGUUGACUCUUUAUAGAUAUAUAUUUAGAAGUAUAAUACAAAUUGUUAUCUGGAUUUAUAGUUGACUAAUUUACUGGUUUAUGUAUGCUACGGUGGCGUCAUCUACAACUUUGG